AUGGAGAACCAAGUGCUGGGUCAACAAGGAAGCCCUUCGUCAAGCCAUGGAGAGGCCCUUGAUGACGUCCAAAGCGAUUUGCACCAGCGACUGAAUAUCAUGGAGCACACCCUCACGAGCCUACUAACCGGCUUGAAGGAUGGCUCUCUCGAAAGCACGUCGCAGUCAUCUUCGGCAUCAACCGCACGCCGACCGACCGAGUUGCGACCCAGCAUUAUCAGCCCCAUCUCAAGCGGUUCUCCGCGCAGUACAGGCCGCACUCCUCCAUCAAAUGGCCUUACGACCAAUGCACCAGUGCAAAAGUCCAGACCGAUUGUUCGUUCAUGGGCGGGUGCUGUCCGGGUGGCAGAGACUUUCCUUCGGUACUGUGACUCUCAACCACUUCCCCUAUUCGAUCCACGAACGUUUGUCUCGUCCUUCCCCAAUCGACCGUUUGAGGUCGUGUUCAGCGUGUUGGCAAUGGCACACCGAUUCUUAGACCAUUCAAGCCCAGCAGCCUGGCAUGGGCACCUUCCGCCCGUGGACGACUGUAAGCAGGAAGCACACCGGUUGACCAUGUCUAGCAUCGCAAAUGGUCGUAUAGAGCUAUCAACGUUGCAGACAUUAUGCGUACUCGGAAUGAUUGAACUGCAUGAAGGAAAUAUCAUCCAGUGCCGCGUCCAUUCAGCGCUUGCCAUGACACUUGCCCGAUCGGCGCAGUUGGACAGAGAGCUCCACGGACAGAGCGUUUGGGAUGAGCAUACAGUCGAGGAGCGACGGCGCUGCUACUGGAGCAUUGUCCUCCUUCAUCACAUCAUCGGCGAGUCCCUUCCAGGUCCGCUCCCACUUGUUUUGAGGCGUUUGAAGCCUCAGUUCCCUGCAAGCGCUCCAUCACCCCCAUCUGGUGCGCUCAACCCCGAAGGCCAAACGGUGGCUUUCUCGAAAGUACCAACGCAAGAGCACGGCAUCUGUUCCAUCGUCGUUCAGCUCAGCGAAGUCUGGUCCAUGGCACAGUGCUAUGUCUGGAAUCGCGGCGGUGCAGCGGAUGGGUCUCCUGAAAGGAUCCCUCCAUGGCACAAGUCAUCACAAUAUUCCUCGACUCUGGAGCUGGUGAUGAACCUGGGCGACAACCUCCCUCCAGCUCACCGAUACCGCUUCAUUCAUUUAUCAAAGGUCGACUCGGAGGAGCUAAAUUGUUCACGAGAUUACUGGGCGCCUUGGCUUCUGAGUCGCUUCCUCUACCACACAACACUCUGCAUCUUGAACCAUCCCAUCCUUAUCAUGCUCCAGAUCCAAGGCAAUCGCGAUGUCUCUGAGGUCUUUCUGCAGCAAGCCACCUUUGCCCGCUUGCAUCACACCUCCUGGCUCAUGCAUUUCAUAGAGUUCCUAGAGACUAGGAACUUCUAUAUCUCGGAUCCACUUUUUGGGUACUGUGCAGCUGCCCUGGCCACAAUCGAGUUACACCAAUACUUUGUCGAGGGAGAACAAACUGCGGCAAGGAGGCAACAGAACUUUACACGGUGCGUGGGGUUUGUGCAAAGCCUAAGCGACCGGUGGCCGUACAUGCAGAACGUGGCAGAGAACCUACAGCAGCUCAUGGCAAGAACAUCAGAGCUCUACCGGACAAAUAUCGGAAAUCCUGAUGCGAGCAAAGUCAGCGUGGAUAUCUCUGGGUUCUUUCGAAUCCUGGAUUUCACUCAGUUCUGUGCUGCGAGCAACUCCACCUCUACAUUCGGGCCUACCUUGUUUCCUCCCCACGUUCAUCCUGAACCUGAAGUGCCGAAGGAGAAAACCCUUGAGCGGCUGCCUCCAAUCACCGAAAUACACAGUCAACCCGGGUCAUCACUGCUUCUCCCACGGGCUGAAACAGCGCCAACCGGGAAUACUUGGUAUGCCCAUCAGCAGGAUGCAAAUCCGAGCAUCCGUGGACACUUUGCAAGCGAGGUCGACGAUUUCAUGUCGUUGCAGGCUGAUCAGCUUUUUGGCUCUGUAUAUGACUGCAUGGCUCCGUGGGACACGUUAGCAGGAACUGUCCCGUCUUUCUGA
This is a messenger RNA of Aspergillus mulundensis, 2025 nucleotides long. Its product is annotated as fungal specific transcription factor domain-containing protein. The transcript is spliced from 4 exons. NCBI's taxonomy places the organism in Eukaryota, Fungi, Ascomycota, Eurotiomycetes, Eurotiales, Aspergillaceae. Gene Ontology annotation, molecular function: zinc ion binding; DNA binding. The coding region runs from base 1 to 2025 and encodes 674 amino acids. Gene Ontology annotation, biological process: DNA-templated transcription. Gene Ontology annotation, cellular component: nucleus. The record is from RefSeq and is a predicted model, not a curated record.